CGGCGUAGAUAACGUCUUCCAAAGAUUACAACACUCGCCAGUUAUUGAGUGGUCACGUUACGGUAUGCUGUCUGUAUUUAUUUACCGUCAGUAACAAUUUUUAAUCUGUGAAAGCUGACGGCAUGUGACAAUUAUUUUUAAUUCUAUAUCUGAUAAGUAUUGUUUACUUUUGCAAUUACAUACGCGUAACACUUAAAAUACUCUGUAUUUUUAAAUUAUUUUCUUAAGUUAUAUUGCUGAUCAAGUGGAUAUAUAAUUAAAAUUUAAAAAUGCCACGUACAAAGAGAAGAACAGUCAAACGAACAUCAUCUGAUGUAAAUAUGACUGUUAACAUGACAGUUGGGAAUCAGCCAAAAAAUGUCAAAGAACUUUUAGAUGAGUUUGAUUUUGAAAAAAAGAAUAUUGAAGAUAGUUUCUAUAAUGCCUAUGACAAUUGUAGAAACCAAAUAGAAAGUUCAUUUCUAUUAUUACAAAUGAAUUUAAGUGGCAAGUUGGAAUUAAAACUACAUGAUUAUCUUGCUGAAUGUAAUAAUGUAGAAUCUUCUAAAAACAUUUUAAAAGGAUCUGAACGUUCUACUAGACCAACUACCAAAUCUGCUGCUUCCAAUGGAACUUCUAAGACUAAAAAUGCAUCUGCCUCAAGAUUAAAACAAACGGCAGUAAAUGGAACAGUAACCAAAACACGUACAACUCGUGGUGAAGAAAGGCCACCUCUAUCUGAAAAAAAUAAUGAAUCAAGAUACAAAACGCCAGUAAAUCGGCCGCCAAUACCAACUUCAGCAACUGUUACUCCUAAAGUAAACAUGAACGAACCAAUAUCAGUGAUGCGUCGUCCAAAUCAAGGUGAAGUAGCUCUUUCCAUGACGGGAAGCCCUCUAAUGGUGUCAUCAGUAUCUAGAGAUGACAUGGCAACUGUCAGUGUGCCCUUGGCCAAUGGGAAUGUAUUAUCCAUUCUUCCAAGAACUGGUGCUGCUUGUAUGGACAUAUCAUUUGAUGAACAGACUAAAAAAGAAUUACUGCUACUGAAAGGCAACAUUGAAGGAUUAUUAAAAAUAAAAGGGGGUUUGUAAAAUAUUUUCAAAUAAAAACAUUUUAAAUGUUUGAUUUUUUUUUUUUAGAUGUAAAUGAGUUAUGUUGUAAUAUACAUAAUAUAAUAUUUUAUUAUGAAUUUUACCUCUUGUAUUUACUUAUUUGGUAUAUAA
Molecule: messenger RNA, 1202 nt
Organism: Daktulosphaira vitifoliae (grape phylloxera)
Lineage: Eukaryota; Metazoa; Arthropoda; Insecta; Hemiptera; Phylloxeridae
Product: borealin
Exons: 7
Coding region: 270-1070 (266 amino acids)
Biological process (GO): mitotic sister chromatid segregation
Cellular component (GO): chromosome passenger complex; chromosome, centromeric region; spindle midzone
Source: RefSeq, a predicted model, not a curated record